CCUCCACGGCCUUGCUUUUGUAUGGACGUGCUUGCUGGGUUUGACAGCAGCGAGCAGGCAGAGCUGCUGAGGAACAAAACAAAGACGUGGCCGCCUUCUGAUUUAGUCUGGUUCUCCUCUUGCUCGCCACUUUCUCUCCUGAUCUCACCCGCUUGUCGUCCACCAGCACCUGGAGACAUGCUGGCUCCUGUUCGGACUGUCUUUAUACAGUCUGAUGAGUGAGCUCGCCGGCAGCAGCCCCUCCCAGCUCCGCGGCAAUUAUGGUCGACAUUGAGAGCCACUACCGCCCCCCCUCACCCCUGGAGGAGUCCGUGCUGGGCAGCCCGCUAUGUGCCACUGAUGAUGACUUCAUCGGCGGCAUGGAGGAGCUGCACGACAUCUCGCAAUCCAUCGACAGCAGCACACUCAGCUCCUACGACGUCCCCGAGUACCAGUCGUCCAGCAACGGCUCCGAGGGUUCCACCGUCUUUGACGCCCUGACCCCAGCGUCCAGCCCGUCUUCUGUGGUUUACGGCGUGGCGGCGGGCCAGGAGGACAUCUCAUCUUCCUCCUCGUCCUCCUCGUCGUUGCUCAGCCUGGAGUGUCGAGUGUGCGCCGACCGAGCCUCGGGCUACCACUACGGCGUCCAUGCCUGCGAGGGCUGCAAGGGUUUUUUCCGGAGGACCAUCCGUCUCAAGCUGGACUACGACAAGUGUGAGCGCCGCUGCAAGAUCCAGAAGAAGAACCGCAACAAGUGCCAAUACUGCCGCUUCCAGAAGUGCCUGUCUGUGGGCAUGUCCCACAACGCCAUCCGUUUCGGCCGCAUGCCACAGUCGGAGAAGCUGAAGCUGAAGGCGGAGAUGGUGACGGGGGAGCGGGAGGUGGAGGACCCACAGCUGGCUGACCAGAAAACUCUGGCUCGGCAGAUUUACGAGGCCUACCUCAAGAACUUCAACAUGAACAAGGCCAAGGCUCGCACCAUCCUCAUGGGGAAGGCCAGCACUCCGCCGUUCGUCAUCCACGACAUGGAGACGUUGCAGCAAGCCGAGCAGACUCUGGUGGCCAAGAUGGUGGGCUCGGCGGGGAUGCUGAAGGACAGGGAGGCGGAAGUGCGCAUCUUCCACUGCUGCCAGUGCACCUCGGUGGAGACUGUCACCGAGCUCACGGAAUUCGCCAAGUCCGUCCCGGGAUUCUCCGGCCUGGACCUCAACGACCAGGUGACUCUUUUGAAGUACGGCGUUUACGAGGCCCUCUUCGCCAUGCUGGCCUCCUGCAUGAACAAGGACGGGCUCCUGGUGGCGUACGGCUCGGGCUUCAUCACGCGGGAGUUCCUCAAGAGCCUGCGGCGGCCCUUCAGUGACAUGAUGGAGCCCAAGUUCCAGUUUGCCACCAAGUUUAACGCGCUGGAGCUGGACGACAGCGACCUGGCGCUGUUUGUGGCCGCUAUCAUCUGCUGCGGAGACCGACCCGGCCUGGUGAACGUGACGCACAUUGAGCGGAUGCAGGAGAGCAUUGUGCAGGUGCUACAACUCCACCUGCUGGCCAACCACCCCGACGACACCUUCCUCUUCCCCAAGCUGCUGCAGAAACUGGCCGACCUGCGGCAGCUGGUCACUGAGCACGCUCAGCUGGUGCAGGAGAUCAAAAAAACAGAGGACACAUCGCUGCACCCACUGCUGCAGGAGAUCUACAGGGACAUGUACUAAGGAACCAAAAGGAGGCGCUCAGUCCCCUUUUAUUGUUCCAUAAGCUAAGAGAUGGACCCCUGAACUACCUUAAACCUUGUUGCCACCAAGCAGCACAGUUUGGUACAAUGGUGCAGCGUGGCUUUCCAGCACUGAGUCAAAUG
Molecule: messenger RNA, 1828 nt
Organism: Dunckerocampus dactyliophorus (ringed pipefish)
Lineage: Eukaryota; Metazoa; Chordata; Actinopteri; Syngnathiformes; Syngnathidae
Gene: pparab
Product: peroxisome proliferator-activated receptor alpha b
Exons: 7
Coding region: 261-1685 (474 amino acids)
Biological process (GO): positive regulation of transcription by RNA polymerase II; negative regulation of transcription by RNA polymerase II; cell differentiation
Cellular component (GO): nucleus
Molecular function (GO): nuclear receptor activity; RNA polymerase II cis-regulatory region sequence-specific DNA binding; zinc ion binding
Source: RefSeq, a predicted model, not a curated record